AGGUAUCGUCAAAUACCACGAUUCGGAAGGACCACAAUCCGACGAUUCCGUAAGAACUCGACCGCGAUGAAAAAAAUGGCUGCUCGAGAUUUCGAGGAUUUAUUGCAGUGUGCUCUACCCGUAUUCGGAGGCGUGUUUCCCAGCCGUACGCACAACAAGGUCGUUCUCGACCUUCUCUUUGAGUUGGGAAAGUGGCACUCACUUGCAAAACUGCGCCUACACACGGACGACACUCUCAAGCUUCUUGAACAGGCAACUAUUAGUCUAGGAGCGUCAGCCCGCAAAUUUCAGGCCGAAGUCUGCCCCUCAUAUGACACCCGCGAGAUACCAUCUGAGACUUCUGCCCGUGGGCGCAGAGCAGUAACAAAAAUCGCCAAUUCCAAGGGGAAAGCACGGGCAACCAACGUUGCACAAUCCAGUAAACGCAAGGUCUUGAACCUUGAUACAUACAAGUACCACUCGCUUGGCGACACGGUAAAAUCAAUCCGUCACUAUGGUACUAUGGAUAACUACAGUUCCUUGCUGGUAUUUCUAUUUGCCAUGCAUGCUACAUAUAUUACUGACUCUGGUUUAUGCAGUGCGAACUUGCUCAUUGUCUUUCCAAAGGACGCUAUCCACGGACUGGGAAAAAACACGAUCACAUGCUCGCCUCCAUGA
Molecule: messenger RNA, 657 nt
Organism: Coniophora puteana RWD-64-598 SS2
Lineage: Eukaryota; Fungi; Basidiomycota; Agaricomycetes; Boletales; Coniophoraceae
Exons: 2
Source: RefSeq, a predicted model, not a curated record